Molecule: messenger RNA, 2599 nt
Organism: Callorhinchus milii (elephant shark)
Lineage: Eukaryota; Metazoa; Chordata; Chondrichthyes; Chimaeriformes; Callorhinchidae
Product: angiopoietin-related protein 3
Exons: 7
Coding region: 132-1490 (452 amino acids)
Biological process (GO): triglyceride homeostasis
Molecular function (GO): enzyme inhibitor activity
Source: RefSeq, a predicted model, not a curated record
CUGGGUAGGCUCUCAAAGACAGUAUAUAAGGGAGUGCAGUGUCUGGCUUGUGGCAUAUCAGCAGCAGAGUUGUCUCUGCACAGAGUGAAAGUGAGCUAAACAAGCAACAUCAAGCUGCUUGGAUCCACAUAAUGAAGACGUUUUAUUUUGCUAUGAUGAUCUGCUUUGUUAACCCUGCAUGUGUGCUGGGGGGCAGACUGGGGAACAAGUCUCAGGGAGUGCAAAAGGCUCACUUUGCCACAUCUGACGAUGUGAACCUCAUUGCGUAUGGUCUUCUUCAGCUCGGGCAAGCGCUGAAACAUCAUGUGGACGGGACGAGGGUGGAGAUCGAUGCCAUCGUGGAAAAACUAGACGUUUACAACAGUUCCUUCAUUCAACUUGAGGGCCAGGCGAGGGACUUGGAGAGCGGUGGUGAGGCUCUGAAAGUUAAGUCCCAGACAUUGGAACUUCAGGACCAAGAACUUCACAAGAUAUCCACAGAUCUCAGAGACAAACUAACCCAGUUAUUGCAGGAACGACAGUUGUUUGUCAGCAAGGUGGAGGCUCUGGAAGGCAAGCUGGAGAGGAUGCUUGGCAGGAAAACAGGUGUGAAUGAGUCUGGAGAUCCCUCACUUCACAGGGCUGCGGCGGAGGCUCACAGACUGAGUGCAGAUGAACUUCUGGCACUGGUGGAGGAACAGCAGCAGCAAAUCAAUGAGCAGAGCGAACAGAUUCAACACUUGCUUGGCAAGGUUUUAAAUAGGGAGGCCAGGGAGCAUGUAAAGUUGAGAAAGAAACUGAAGGGAAACAACAGUUCCGCUGAUCAACAGAAUCCACGAGAGGCAGCCCGAGCUGACAGUGACUGCCAACAGAUUUUCAGGAGGGGCGAAAGAACUAGUGGCAUUUACAGCAUACAGCCAAAAGGAUCGCAGCCUUUUAAAACCUAUUGCCAAAUGACUCCAGAGUCUGGAUGGACUAUGAUCCAGCGGCGAAUUGAUGGCUCUGAGGACUUUGAUCGACCGUGGCUGGAUUAUAAAACUGGAUUUGGAGACUUAAGUGGUGAAUUCUGGCUGGGUUUAGAAAAUUUCUACCAGAUUGCUCGCCAGGGCAAAUACCUGCUGCAGAUAAAACUGCAGGAUUGGAAGAACAACACAAGCUGGAUUGAGUACACCUUUAGACUGAGCGGUGAGGACAACGGCUACACUCUACAAAUUGGUCAGAUGGUAACGGGAGAUCUUCCAUCAGCCAUGAGCGAGUGUAAAGACGUCCCCUUCAGCACCAGUGAUCGAGACAAUGACCUCCACAGUGCCAUAAACUGCGCCCAGAAACAUUCAGGAGGGUGGUGGUUCAGCGCCUGUGGAGAAGCCAACCUGAACGGGAAAUAUUUUAGCACUAGAAUUGCACGGAGACCAGAUCGGAAGAAAGGAAUAUUAUGGAAGACUUGGAAAAGCAGUUAUUACUCUUUCAAAUCCACAUUACUAAUGGUCAGGCCGGCCACAAGUCUGAACUAAAAGCACGUCCUGUACUUUAAUGAAACUGACAAAGCAUUUCACGACCUUACGGACAAAAACACAAGUGGGUGUGCAUACAGUUACAGUCCUUGAGCUUUACUCUGUUCCUGCUAUUGGCCACACUACAAUAAGAUUGCCCCUAUUUGAAAAGCCCAAUGUUUACUUCAUAUCUACACACCAUGCUUAUGUCGCUUUUGUCAAUAUUUAAACAGGCACAAGAUUAUCUAAUUUUUUUAUAUAAAAAGUCAGCUUCCAUUAUCAUUCCUCCAACAGGGAUAGCUAUACACAUUGCCACUUAUUAUCUGUUAAGCCACUCACUGUGAGGCCUUCCUUUUUACAGUUAUUGCUUUCAAUUGUGGAUGAGCUGCCCCAUUGGAAGAAACAUCAAUGGAGGGGUUUAAGAGAGAUGUAAAUGGGUUUAAGAGUAAAUGGGUACUUGAAAGUAAGGAUGUUAAUAAUCCUUGUAUUUUGUAUUGAGAAAUAAAAGAAAUUAGAAAUGAUUAGAAAGAUAAAGAUGUAAUAACUAGAACUAAUAACUAACUCGAUGGGUGAAAUGUCACCUUCUUUAAAGAUUUCAUACCUUCUCUCAAUAUACAAAAUCACUGCACUUUACAGUUUAUCCUGUGAAGUGCUUUGAGAUGCAAUAAGGUGCUUUAUCAAAUGCAAGGAUUCUUAUCAUUAUUAUUUUAUUAUUAUUAUUAUUGCUUCACAAUGUAAGUUACCACCACAGCCAAAUCCAAGGGUCCAUAAAAUGUACAACUGCAAAUAGGAUAAACGCUCCCUCUUGUGGUUACAUCUGUAAGUGCACACAUCAAGCACGAUGAUUGACUGGAAGGCAACACAGCGAAAGAAAAAAAUUCCAUCUGCCUCAGGAUUCUGUGCUGAAUCACGUUUAAUCCAUCACAUACUUUAGGCUUCACACCACUGAGAGCCAGAGCUGACAUCGUACUGUACAAUAAGUAUCAUCACUGCCUAUCUGUAGCAAUUAGAAGCUUAGAAUUAACUGUGCAGCUUCACCCUCCGUGCAGUCACAGGCAGAAAUUCCUAGCCGCUGGACAAGUUCUAUGUCUAUUUUUUUAUAAUAAAGCUAUUUUCAAAGUCUCUUCAAA